AUGGAAUAGCCAAAGAAAAUUCAAGAUAAAGUAGUUAUUAAAAAUGUUCCUCCUGCAGUAUUGAAUAAAACUAGUUGGCUAUUAUAAUCAAUAUUUAUGAUAUUGAAAUCUCCAAACACUUCCAAAACCUUCAGCAAAUCCUAAUAAUUUAAACAUAAAUGUCCACGAGCUUUUAAACUUAAUUCUGAUUUCUUAUUAUCCUUCUAAGCUUUGGCUCUAUAGCUACAUGACUUAAUAAUGAAUUAUUAGAAAAAAAACUCAUAAUUUUUACGAACCAGAUUGAUCCAUUAUCCAUAUCACUUUAUCGCUAAAAAAUUAUUCAAUAAUCCCAAAAACAGGUAUCGCAUUAUUUUAUCUUUGUAAUUAGACAAUUUAGUAAAUUUAUAUGUAUCCUUAAUUGUUUUGACAUUUUUGCAAGCAUACAAUUGA
Messenger RNA from Paramecium tetraurelia, 429 nucleotides. RefSeq lists its product as uncharacterized. The transcript has a single exon. Lineage: Eukaryota; Ciliophora; Oligohymenophorea; Peniculida; Parameciidae. The record is from RefSeq and is a predicted model, not a curated record.